CGCCCUGGCUCACACCCACAGCCCUGCUGCUGCCUGCACCGGGGAGGGGCACACCGGAGCCGCAGAGAACCCCGGAUGCGAUGUGACCGCCCGGACACCGGUCUGUGAGGGGAGCAGGUUCCUCCGUUUCAAUCUGUGCAUUCCUCAUUUAACAAGUCUAAGCCCCACCGGUCCUUAGAUGCAACAGGAGGAAAAUCCCACAUUCCCGCCAUGUAUUACAACCCAGGUUUCCUCAGCGCCUCUGUGGCAGACAACACACCUGACCCAGGCACAAUGAACGGACAUGAAGUGCUGCUCGCCGACUUGCAGAGUCUUCAGCCCAGCUGUUUACUGAUCUUGAUAAUGACUGGCAAAGUAAUCAUGAACCUAUUUAUAUUCGGGGCAAGACACAAGAAUGUGAGUGCCAGCUUCAUGGGCUAUUGCUGCAUCUCACUUGCCAUUGUUGACUUUGUGCUGUUGUUUGCCAUCUCUACCAUCCACUACUUCCAGGAUUUUACAAUUGUGGGCUUAAGGUUCACCAGUUACCACAUUUGCCUGUUUACACAGAUUAUAUCUCAUACCUAUGGUAUUCUGCAUUUGCCGUUUUUCUUGGCAUCUGGACUAGAUAACUAUUUGACCGUCGUCAAGUCUCUACAUAUCCCAUGUGGUUGUUCAGGACUUCUGUACAUUGCCUGUGUUCUUCUUUUAUGGAGUGGGGCCUUUGUCUAUGUUCUUCUCUCCCCUGUUGGCCCUCCAGAGUGUGAUUUUUACACUAGCUGUCAAAGUUUUUACAUGUCCCUUAGUUUAGUCCUCAUCAUUUGCAAAAUGCUUACACUCUGCUGUUCCGAAAUAGUGACAUUCCUAAAGUCACUGAAAGUAAUAUCGUAUGGAAAGAACACAGCAAUCGUAUUUUCAUUUCAUCUGGGAGAUAGAUGGCCCGUUCAAGGAGGCAAACGUCUCAUAGCUGCUCUUUUGUUUUCUUUUUUGGGCACUUGGAGCCCAUUUGUUGUUCUCCAAAUUAUCAUUCUCUUUUUAUGUGCGCAUAUCCCGGGAUACAUGGAUAUGAAUGUGCCUUGGUUAUAUUUUCUGAACAGCUUUCUGAUAGCAGUAUCCUUUGGACUUAAGAACCCUGACGUACAGAUCACAGAGAAGACUUUUUACAGAGACCCAUUUAUUAGCUGGAAGUACUGUGUUCUGCCAUUUAUGCAAGCUGAUAACAAAGCUGUCUCCACUGAAAGAGGUGCCCACUCCAGUUAUAAGUGUAUAAUCCUGAAAGAGGCGACUUCUCAAGCUAUGAAUGUUUAGGGGGGUAGCUACACUGCGACACUGGUCGUGGCCAGGAUUGCAAAGUAGAGAUGAUCCCAUAGAAAUGAACUGCUGGAUUUCUUGUGACUGGUGCGGAGAUCCCAUUCAUUUCUAUGGGAUCAUCGCUACUCUGCGAUCCUGGCCACGACCAGUGUAACCAUACCCUAAUGCUUUUGUCAAAUGUUAAAUUACUCAGGUUGUACAGAAUAAAGUAUCUAUUUGUAGACUA
Messenger RNA from Bufo gargarizans (Asiatic toad), 1513 nucleotides. It is a transcript of the gene GPR160, whose product is annotated as G protein-coupled receptor 160. The transcript is spliced from 3 exons. Bases 211 to 1284 code for a protein of 357 amino acids. Lineage: Eukaryota; Metazoa; Chordata; Amphibia; Anura; Bufonidae. The record is from RefSeq and is a predicted model, not a curated record. Gene Ontology annotation, cellular component: signaling receptor complex; plasma membrane.